AUGUUAGACGACAUGGACGUCGACCUCGACACGCAUCUCUCAUACCCGACCGCGGAGCCUGUUGUGCUGCCUCCAAGCAGUAGCUCAUCCACGUCAGCCCGCCCUUUGCUGAAGGAGAGGCUGUAUGUCGGCAAUUUGCAGCCCACGGUUGACGAAUAUACCCUCAUUCGCCUCUUCCAACGGUACGGCAAAGUCACCCGCCUCGACUUCCUCUUCCACAAAGCCGGUCCCCAGCGCGGGAAGCCGCGCGGGUACGCGUUUGUGGAGUACGCCCAUGCAGAGGAAGCGACCAACGCCCUGACCGCCACCCACGAUCGCCUUCUUCGCGGCCGGCGCUUGGUGGUCACCCACGCGCAACACGCACCUGCAGACGGCGGGUCAUACCAACAUCGAUCCCAACACCAGCCCACGGCGCUUAGCAUCAUCAAGAGCGCGCAGGCGAGGAGGAAUGGCGACAAGAUCGCGCAGAUGGAGGCCAAGCUGCGUCAGAUGGAGGCAGACACCGUGCUGAACGGGCCUCAGCCGCCCGCACCGACCCCUCGAGCACCCACCUCCUCUGAAGAAGGCGCUUCGUCAUCCUCUCAGCCACCGUCGCCUCAUACCACGGAACAGGCGUACGCCACCCAUCCGCUUCCCCUGCACCCUUCGCUACCCGCCAAGCCGCCGCCGACACUCGAAAGCGUGAUGGCACCGAGGGAGCCGGUGGGUGACACGUCGAUCCAUCCGACGCAGCAGAGGCCGGUGCAGGCAAAGACGACCAGUGGAUAUGUAGGCCUGCAGACGGCACACAAGCCUUCACCGACUUCUGCUUCGGGACCACCGUCCUCGUCGUCCGAGGCCCACCAUGCGCGACCAGCGCCCUUUCAACCAACCACUGGCCUGCACGGGCUCCUCGGCCGACCUUCUCUGUCGUCGGGAACGUCAUCAGCGACUGUGCCGCCGACGCGGCCUUUCCAAGGGGCAGUGCCGACGCUGAAGCCCUUGAGACCGUCGCCUGCAGCGACAAAGCCGACGCCAGCGCCGCCGGCGAAGAAGAAGCAGGGAUUGUCGGGGGUGAAGAUUGUGAAGAAGAAGACGUAG
Molecule: messenger RNA, 1080 nt
Organism: Schizophyllum commune H4-8
Lineage: Eukaryota; Fungi; Basidiomycota; Agaricomycetes; Agaricales; Schizophyllaceae
Exons: 4
Coding region: 1-1080 (359 amino acids)
Cellular component (GO): cytoplasm; nucleus
Molecular function (GO): mRNA binding
Source: RefSeq, a predicted model, not a curated record